Messenger RNA from Colletotrichum godetiae, 660 nucleotides. RefSeq lists its product as uncharacterized. The record is from RefSeq and is a predicted model, not a curated record. The transcript is spliced from 2 exons. NCBI's taxonomy places the organism in Eukaryota, Fungi, Ascomycota, Sordariomycetes, Glomerellales, Glomerellaceae. Bases 1 to 660 code for a protein of 219 amino acids.
AUGGUAGACGUCGACAUUGACCCGCACCGACCUCGUCGCGUCCUCGCGGUCGCCGUCUUUUGCCUCUGCCUCACCUGGGUCGCAGUGCCACUGCGCAUCUACUCGAGGCUCUUUCUGACACGGGUUUUUACUCUCGAUGACAAGCUCAUAUGCCUGGUCCUGAUCACAUUCACCGCAUACCUUCUUACGGAUAUCGCGGCAGUCUUGCACGGGUCUGGACACGAUGCUGUAGAAAUUCCGCCAGAGGAUAGAAGGAUAGCUCUUCAGCUCUUCUUCGCUGGCGAACUCCUGUACCUGAUCACCACAAUCCUCUUGAAAGUCUGCGUUGGCCUACUGUUGCUUAGCAUUGCUAUUGUUCCCCUCCAUAUCUGGACGCUUCGAAUACUCCUCUGUUCGACAUUCCUAUUCGGGUCACUGUACUUCAUUCUGGUUAUCUUCCAGUGCAGACCGCUUCACGUAUUCUGGGACGUGGGCCCCCGGACACCAGGCAGCUGCUUCUCAACCAGUGUCGUACUUGGAUGCACCUACACCCUCGCCAUAUUGAACUGUCUUGCAGACUGGACUUUUGGCAUUCUGCCGUUGUUGAUUGUCUGGUCCCUGCAUAUGCGCCUGAAGACGAAGCUACUAGUCAUUCUGCUGCUAGGUUUCGCGUCCAUGUAA